Molecule: messenger RNA, 1950 nt
Organism: Morchella sextelata
Lineage: Eukaryota; Fungi; Ascomycota; Pezizomycetes; Pezizales; Morchellaceae
Exons: 13
Coding region: 1-1950 (649 amino acids)
Molecular function (GO): protein binding
Source: RefSeq, a predicted model, not a curated record
AUGGAAUAUAGUAAUAAGCCCUCGCCAUGGGAAAAAGCAAUCGAAAAACUGCCCGCCCAAAGUCAAAAAGAGUUCGACUUUCAUAAUUCGGAUGGUCUUCUCAAGGUCCUUGAUGAUGUUUUGAAAGCUACUAACACAGCGAGAGAGACCUGCCAGGAGAAAAUGUGGAAAAUUUCGUGGAAAGGAAAGAAUAUUGUCCUCCGAGAUAUCGCGGACAAGACAAUUGAAUGGGUCAAUAAAUUCAAGACACUGGGAAAUGUCAUUGCUCAAGGCGAUCCAGUUCAUGCUGCGAUACCCUGGUUUAUUAUCAAGGACCACCAAAAGAUGGGCGAGAUGUUAGUGGGGAUCGAGGUAAUUACGAACCUUAUGGGAAGAUGUGCCAUAUACGAGGAGUUAUAUCUCGGGACUAGCUUCGAUACUGCACAACGGGUAGAAGAAGCCUUGGUUGCGCUAUAUGCCGAUAUGUUGACUUAUAUGAUCAACGCUAAGCAUUACUAUGCCGAAAAUACUAUCGUCCGCAUUGCAUGGGGUGUUUUAGAUACCGAUGGACCAGCAGAAGCUUUGACAGCACUUCAGGCAAAAGAGUCUAAAGUCUUUGAGGAGUCACAUCUCGCGGGAGCCAAAAAUCAGAGCGCUGCAAACAUGAUAGCUGAAGAAAGGUACAAAGAACUUCAGAUGCUACUGAAUGAAUUCAAAAUGCCUAUUGUAAGGAUCGAAAGAGAUCUGGAAAUUCUUGUCGAUGGAUUGGAAGUUUCCAAACGAAAAGCGAUACUCGAUUGGAUAUCGAAAACUCCAUAUACAAAAUAUCAUCGAACUGCAAAAAAAAAUCGGACGGAAGGAACUUGUGAUGCCUCGGGUCUUCUGUGGCUACGUGGUGAUCCUGGUGCGGGGAAAACACCACUCACCUCAAUGGUGGUAGACACCAUAGAUCAAAAACAAAAUUUGUCGAGAAGCGAUGAAAACCUUGCCUACUUCUAUUGCAAACGAGGCGAGGGUUUGUUAAAUGACCCAACAGAAAUCAUGCGAUCCAUAUUAAGACAAUUGUCUUUCAAAGGCCCCGAAAAUGCUUUACAGGAACCUGUAGUUGCAGAAUAUAAGAAGAGCACAGCUGGAAAGACCCUUGAUGAUGGACCAGGAAUUAAAAAUGCUAGAAACGACGACGACAUCAAAAUUCGGUUUGAAAGUGCGCCGAAUAUCUAUAUAGAGGAGACGGAUAACGCCAUGGAUAUUAGACGGUACAUCAAUGAAGAGCUGAGUGGGUGCAUUGCAGGUGGGAGGUUGUUGCGAGGUAAAGUUGAGGGCUCUUUAAAGGAGCUUAUAAUCUCCAAAUUGCUCGAGAAGGCUCGCGGAAUGUUCUUGUGGGUAGAGCUGCAGAUUAAAGAACUUUGUGCUCUGAGUCUCGAGAAAGACGUCAGGGAAAUGUUGGACAACUUUCCAAGCUCCCUCGAAGAAACAUAUAAAGAUAUCUAUGAGCGUAUACAGCGCAAGAAGGGGACCGCUCCCAAGAUCGCAAAAUCGCACUCAUAUGUAAACGCUCAGGGUGGUCGCUAUGGCAAUGCACUACAGGCAGCGGCCUACAACGGGCAUGAGAAGAUCGUGCAGAUGCUGCUGGACAGAGGGGCAGAUGUAAACGCUCAGGGUGGUCUCUAUGGCAAUACACUACAGGCAGCGGCCUCCUUGGGGCGUGAGAAGGUCGUGCAGAUGCUGCUGGACAGAGGGGCAGAUGUAAACGCUCAGGGUGGUCUCUAUCGUAAUGCACUACAGGCAGCGACCCGUAGUAAAUACGAAAAGAUCGUGGAGAUGCUGCUGGCCAGAGGGGCAAUAUCUAAUGAACAUGAAACACCGCAAACCUCAGACGAAGAAAGCCUUUCGGAAACACAGCAAACCUCAGAAGAAGAAAGCCUUUCGGAAACAGAGCAAACCUCAGACGAAGAAAGCCUUUCGGAGUGA